Messenger RNA from Penicillium angulare, 1446 nucleotides. Its product is annotated as putative MFS transporter. Gene Ontology annotation, molecular function: transmembrane transporter activity. The transcript is spliced from 5 exons. Gene Ontology annotation, biological process: transmembrane transport. The record is from RefSeq and is a predicted model, not a curated record. The coding region runs from base 1 to 1446 and encodes 481 amino acids. Lineage: Eukaryota; Fungi; Ascomycota; Eurotiomycetes; Eurotiales; Aspergillaceae.
AUGACAGGGGUCGACCCUAGACUUUUCCCGAAUCGGGUGCGGUACGCCGCCCUCCUUACCGUCAAUGUCUAUGUUUUUAUGGGAAAUAUGUACUCUUCGGGCCUGGCAACUGGUUUUGAAUCACUAGCAAUAUACUUUCGUAUUACCGAUGCUGAGUUAGCACCCCUUAUCACCUACUCCGUUCUGUCUAUGGGAUUGGCGAACUUGGUGUGGAUGCCCCUUGCACUUUGCUUCGGAAAACGCCCAGUCGUGCUUUUUUCCAUGGCGAUGUUUUUGGGUGGCAUUAUUUGGAGUGGGGUCGCAAAGGAUUAUAACAGCUUGUUGGCAUCACGAGUAUUUGCUAGCUUUGGCUAUGGUGCAAUUGAAUCGCUUGGUCCUAGUAUUCUUGCCGAUAUUUUCUUCGAACGGAACUAUUCAAGUGCGAUGGCUGUGUAUGCUGCCUUUCUAUCCGGCGGCUCUCAAAUCGGCCCAGUCAUUGCAGGAUAUCUUAUUGAGGCGCGGGGCUGGCGGUGGUUUUUCUACCUCUGUGCUAUUAUUACAGCUGUCAACCUCGUGAGCACCAUCUUCUUGCUCCCAGAGACUAUCUGCGAGUCCGAGGAAGAGCCAGAACCCAUCGAUGAUACCGAGAAGGACGCACACAACCAUAUUGAAGCUGUGCCUUCUAGAGCUCAAGCUGGCGAUCGUGCCAAAAUGGAUUAUGGAGAAUACUGGAGGGGUCUAUUUACUUUCAGUCUCACCAAGGAAGCAAAGGAGAAAGGCGUGCUCAAGCACUUCGCCUACCUCUUCGUUCUGCCCUUUCCACUUCUUCUGUUCCCUGGAAUCUUGAUCGCAUCCCUUAUGUAUGGAGUUAUGCUAGGAGGCAUCGUCGCCAUUUCAACUCUCGCUCCAAACAUCUUCUCCCCACCACCUUACCUCUUCACAUCAGCCGAUCUCGGUCUCUUCACACUCGGAAGUUUUGUUGGUAUCGUCGUCGCCUGGCCCAUCGCUGGUCCGAUGACCGAUCUACUCUCUCGAUGGAUGCGCAAACGCAACAAUGGCGUACAUAAACCCGAGCACCGUUUACCAGCGCUGAUUAUCCCUUUCUUUAUCUGCCCAGUCGGCCUUAUUGUAUUUGGAUAUACAGUUGCCCAACAACAAAACUAUAUUCGGCCGGCAGUUGGGUCGGCUAUUUGUGCCGCGGGACUGACACUCGUUCCAUCCGUGAUGCUUUCAUACGUCGUGGAUGCUUACCCGAGGGUUGCUGGGGAGGCCCUUGUUCUGGUCAACACAUCGAAGAAUAUCGUCGCCUUUGGUCUGGCUAAGGGGGCUUACACGUGGAUGGAAGAGCAAGGAGUCGACAAGAUGUUUUAUGAAUUCGCGGGAAUUCAAUGGGCGAUUCUCGCAUUGGCAUUGCCGUUAUACUUUGCGGGCCCAUGGUUGCGAUCAAGAACCCAGAAAAUGUUUUAA